AUGACGAAGCUCUCCUCUCACGCCUUCGCGUCGUCACUAGCCCGCCAGGUCGCUCGUUUCUUCGCAGCGUCAUCGCACUCAGCUGAAGCGGCGACGGCGGGUGCAGCGGCGGCGGCAUCGCCGGUUUCCAGGCAGCAAACGCUCCGCGCCACGGCGGCGACUUCUCACUGGAACGAUCUCGGCGAGAGCUCGUCUGCACGCAGCAGCGGCAGCGCCCGUUCGCUUCAUGGCCAGGUUAACACGGCACUGCCGUCGCAACCAUCGCUGUCGCUGGUGCCAGCGCCACAGCAGCAGCGGCAGCAGCCUUCCUUCACUCGCAUCGGCGCGACGAGCAGCUUCACCACCACUCGGGCCGUCACCUCGGAUGCUGCCGCGCAGAAAACGGCGAGCGGGACAGGUGCGGCGCGGGCGCCGCCGCCGACAAAGGAGUGGCACCUGGUGCCGCUGGGGUACCGCCCCGCGCACGCCGUGCCGCUGCAGGAGCGCAUCGAGGAGAUGUGGGAGUCGCGCGUCGGGCGGGAGGUGCGGGAGGGAGUGGAGGGGAGGGUGGCAGGGAGGAAGAAGAAGGGCGAGGGAGCGGAGGAGAGCGGCCAGGAGGAGGAGCGGCGCGAGCUGGAGGCUCUGAACUGGGCGUUCAGUCAGCUGCCCAUGUCCGUGUUCCCGUGCCAGCAUAAAGUGCUCGAGGUCCCCUCCAACGCCAAACUAUCAGACGCUCUGCGCAUGCUACAGCAUGCGGGCCUCACAGCAGCGCCAGUCAGGGACGUGGCGGUGGGGGACGACGCACCCUUGCAGCAGCGGUACCUCGGGAUGGUGGAUGGCGCGGGCAUCGUGCUGUGGGUCAUGGAGCAGUGCCUUCCUUUGAAACUCCCCUCCGCUCCGCCCUCCCCCCUUCUCCAGCUCAACCAAUCUUCCAUAGAGGUCCGCAUGGCGGCAGCAGCAGGGGGGGGGCUGGCGGGAAUGGCGUUUGGAGGGCUGGGCGCAGCAGCACUGGGCGCGCCAGAUGUUGCCACGUUGGCAGCCAUGUGGGCGGGAUCGAUGGCGGGAGGGCUACUGGGUGCCACGUCAGCAGAGGCUCCGGAAGAGGGGGAGGCGGGGGGAGGGGUGGAGCGACUGAGGGUGUCUGCAGGGGGGCUGGAUCGGCUGCUGCAGGGGAGUUGGUUUCAAACUGCCAAGGCAGAGGGGCUGGAUCGGCUGCUGCAGGGGAACGUGUUUCAAACUGCCAAGGUAGUCUUGAGGGGAGGGGGUGGAGGGUGCGCAAAGGGCUUUGGUGGGGGCGUUGGGACUGUAGAGGCUGCUGAGGUUGUGGGGGUUGUGGGGAAGGGGUGGAGGGGUUGUAGCCUGUGA
Molecule: messenger RNA, 1344 nt
Organism: Closterium sp. Yama58-4
Lineage: Eukaryota; Viridiplantae; Streptophyta; Zygnematophyceae; Desmidiales; Closteriaceae
Source: the annotation of a GenBank genome assembly